Gryllus bimaculatus (two-spotted cricket) is the source of this 264-nucleotide messenger RNA. The record is from the annotation of a GenBank genome assembly. NCBI's taxonomy places the organism in Eukaryota, Metazoa, Arthropoda, Insecta, Orthoptera, Gryllidae.
CGCGACGGCUUAGUCGCCUUCCGCGCGCUGCUCAACCUCACGCGCCUCGCCCAGGGCGACGACCGCACCGCCGCGCCCGCGCCGCUCGCCCUGCACCCCCUGCAGCAGGCCUUCGCGGCGUGGGCCGUCGGCGCGGCCGGCGCCGCCGCCGCCUUCGUCGCAGAGAAAAAGGAGAAGGAGGAGAAGAAGAAAGAGGAGGACAAAAAGAAGAAGACGAAGAAGAAGAAGAAGAAGAAGAAGAAGAAGAAAGAGAAAGAGAAAAAG